Messenger RNA from Westerdykella ornata, 1061 nucleotides. RefSeq lists its product as uncharacterized. The coding region runs from base 284 to 823 and encodes 179 amino acids. Lineage: Eukaryota; Fungi; Ascomycota; Dothideomycetes; Pleosporales; Sporormiaceae. The record is from RefSeq and is a predicted model, not a curated record. The transcript has a single exon.
AGGACCCGCCGCAACCUGACCGUCAGAAAGAAUGCGCGAACGUGCCAUUCUCGUUGUGAAUCCCAACUCAACCGAGUCCAUGACCAAUGCACUCAAGCCUUUGGUCGACGACCUCCACUUCACAAAUGUCACUCAGCACCGCCGCACUGAUUUACAUAGCAAACUAACAGCAACCGUAUAGACCAGGCACGAGUACUUUACGGCUCCGUCCGGACCCAAGAGUAUCAAUGACGAAGAUGAUGCCGCUGAGAGCGUCAAGCAUUGCCUCCCCGCCCUGGAAACCAUGCUAGGACAGUAUGACGGAUUUUUGGUCGCCUGCUACUCGAAACAUCCCCUCGUCCCUAUACUCAAAGAGCAGGAGGCCAUCAAAGGCGCGCGAAAAGCCGUCACGGGGAUAUUUGAAGCCAGCGUGGGCACAAGCCUGCAAAUUACUCAUCCGGACGAGAAGUUCGGAAUCGUCACCACAGGCAAGGUGUGGGAGAAGAUUCUCUCACAAGCCGUCGUCGACUUCCUGGGCACCGGCUCCGAGGCCAGUAAACGAUUCGCGGGCGUGGAAACCACAGGGCUGAAUGCAACGGACUUGCACGACGCGCCGCCAGAGGAGGUCCGGAAGAGGAUGAAGGAUGCUGUCAAAAGACUGCUCAAGAAGGGACACGUUGGGGCUAUCUGUUUGGGCUGCGCAGGAAUGUCCGGGAUGAAUGAGAUGGUCCGAGAGGCCUGCGUCGAAGAGCUCGGGGAGGUCCAGGGAAAGCGGGUGAGGAUUGUGGAUGGGGUUCAAGCGGGUGUUGCAUGGCUAGAGGGUGCUGUUCGGUCCGACUUGUAAAAGCGUUCUCUCUACUACCAACCACACUCGACGUCACAGCUCCGAACCACUAGCACGGCUACCUCGAGGAGCUUUGCAUAGCGGUUAUGAGUCUGGGUGCCGUCGGAACUUCCAUAUAACUUGUGAACACGGCUUACAGUUGUCUCAACUGAGUCAAAGUAUCGCACUGGUGAUGAGUACUUCCGCUUAACGAGGCACACUACGUAUAUCAAGUGUAUCACACCUGGAUCAUAACGGC